CGUAAUCUCGCGUGGCUUCGGAGAUGUUCGUACGUCGCCGACGGCAAAACAAGUUCUCGGUGAACUUUCUAGUGAGGGCAGCCUUCGCUCAGCCAGAGUCGCUUCGAGCAGCGUCAGGCACGGUUGUCUCUGGUGUUGCAGCGUGAAGAACAAUAUGCAACUGUACGUGGCGCUCCUGUGUGUUAGCGUCGUAGCGGCUGUGGAGCACCGCGCCACGGUGGACCUGGCCGACCCGCAGGGCCAGACGGGCGUGCGAGGCCACGUGACCCUGGUGCAGCAGGACGAGGGGGAGGUGCUGGUGAGCGGCGAGGUGUCGGGGCUGUCCCCUGGUCUGCACGGCUUCCACGUGCACCUGUCGCCCGACAUCGCCGGAGGCUGCGCCGGCGCCCAGGGACACUACAACCCCCACAACAAGCACCACGGCGGGCCCUUGGACGCCGACCGCCACAUCGGCGACCUGGGCAACAUCGAGGCGGGCCAGGACGGCGUGGCCCGAGUCCACGUGGUCGACGGCCACAUCCGGCUGACGGGGCCCCACUCGGUGGUGGGGCGCAGCGUCGUGGUGCACUCCGACGAGGACGACCUGGGCAAGGGGGGCUUCAGCGACAGCCUGACCACGGGCCACGCCGGCAGUCGCCUGGCCUGCGGCGUCAUCGUGCAGUGAGGCCCCGGGGGGAGAGAGUCCGCGCACUCCACACUUGCUUUACUCUUCAUCACGGCGUCACUACACAGCUUCUUACCUACUGAAAAACUGUUGUUCCAUUAGUUACGAUGUUUGGUCAUAUGAAACAAUUCAAAUUACACCACACAGCCAGGGGUGUAUGCAGGAGCGUAGCCAGGGGAGGGUUUUUUUAGGGGUUCAAACACACCCCCCCCCCCUUCCCCUUAGCAGCAAAUCUUUAAUUCAUUUCUUAUUCAUCACUCAAACAAAUUUCAUAUUAAAAUUAAUAAAAUUUUUACUAUUACAAUAUUUAAAUUUAAGAACCGAAAACUGCUAAAAUAGCACUAUUUUACAUAUUAAAAUCAAAUUUUUCCCGGGGGAGGACCCCCGGACCCCCCGCUUUAAUACGGGGGGGGGGGGGAAGCAUGUUUCUUAACACCCCCCAUACACAAAUCCUGGCUACGCCACUGGGUGUAUGCAGGGGGGAUAUAUCCCCUCACCUAUAGAAAUCCUAAAAAAUAUAUAAAAAUAUAAUUCCUAGCCCUCCAACCCUCUUUGAAAUAAAAGUCUGCGGACGCUCCUAAACACAGCUUCACUAUUAGAUGGUGCCCGAUACCAACAUGUGCCUAAAGAGCCAUUUUGUUCUACGAAAAUUUCUCUUUACACGUACACAAAAUAAGGAAAUCAAUAAUCUGAAGUAUGUUGUAUACAUUAUCCUGUAUUUCACAGAUUACAGACUUUACCACGUGAUUAAAACUUAAGUCAAAAAUUUUGCUAUAACUCGCAGGUUCAGAGAAAACCAGUUAGUGACAUGUAGCGGUAAAAGGCCUGUGCCUUAAGUUAUCUAUUCACUUACAGCAUGGAAGUCACAUUGUCAUGGUAGAAAUGGAGACAUGGUAGUAUAAUAAUUCAGCCAACCUGAUAAAAAAUAAGGAAUAAAAAAAUUCAGGCCCAUAUGUUCUCGCACAUGCAUCUUGAGAUUUACCUCGUAAACAGCAAGACUUUGUUAAGUAUUGCAGUAAGUGUUUUUGACCAAUAAUAUUAACCAUUUACUAUUGUUAUUUAUUUUGGAAUCUACCAAUUCUGUAUGUGUACACAUGUUAUCUGACAUCAUCUAUGUGUAAUGGGUUAUAUAAUUCAUUUCUGUGCACCUAUUGUCUGUAUUGGAAAGUUUUUAAGUAGGUAAUAAACUAAUGAUAAAAUAAUUUAGUUGGUUUUUGCUUUUGUAAUAAAAUAAUGCUUAAGGAUAUAUAUUUUAGAACUGAAUACAAUAUUUUACCUAA
Molecule: messenger RNA, 1944 nt
Organism: Bacillus rossius redtenbacheri
Lineage: Eukaryota; Metazoa; Arthropoda; Insecta; Phasmatodea; Bacillidae
Exons: 4
Coding region: 155-664 (169 amino acids)
Biological process (GO): superoxide metabolic process
Molecular function (GO): copper ion binding
Source: RefSeq, a predicted model, not a curated record